UGAGCCUGGAUCCUUCGGGGAUUUCGUCGAGUGCUGAAGGCGCAUCUCCGAACGCCUUCCUUGUACAUAAGAGCUGCAUAGAGAGCCACUGAGCCCAAAGACAGACAGCCCCCAUGAACGCACCAGUCACUGCUAUUUCCGAAACUCUAACGAACCAUGUCCUCAAAGCUGUUUUUCGACCCCAUGACUCUGUUCAGAGUCGCCCCCCUCGUGACGGCCUCCUUCUCGGUCUGCUUCUCUUGGGACCAGCAAUUCUUCCUCCAGAACUUCCUACACCCAACGACGAGAUCCAAAAUCGACGGUAUCUUACCUGCCUACUUCGAUACUUUCUUUCGCGCAGGCUUGCCGAGGAUUCUGGUGCUUUUCACCACAUCUACCGCCCUUGGCAUCGCCAACGCUGUGACGGGGAAGCCUAACACGUUGCGUUUCUACGUUGCUGGUGCGGUUCUCUCUGCCGCCCACUUCCUCUUUGUCCCGUGGGUCAUGUAUCCCAUCAGGGCCAUCGUCCAUGAUGAGAGCGACGGCCGGAGCUCCGAGGACCUGGAGAAGUGGCUCGGGGUCCACACAAUCCGUACUCUGCUCGUCGACGUGCCUGCAUGGGCGUGCUUCUUCUUGGCGAUCCUGGGGGCCGUCAGGGCCGUCUAGGUGCUGUAUUCCUACAAGACAUGCAUCGGAUUGGAUGAUUAGAAGGACAUAGGGCUAGGUUGUAGGAUGCUAUCCUUUCGUCAAAGAUGAUUAUUCGCCAACGCCGUCCAUAUCGCGUCGUCAUACACAUGCACGGAAUGUAGAAGCUCUUGGC
Colletotrichum destructivum is the source of this 799-nucleotide messenger RNA. RefSeq lists its product as uncharacterized. The record is from RefSeq and is a predicted model, not a curated record. The transcript has a single exon. Bases 157 to 645 code for a protein of 162 amino acids. NCBI's taxonomy places the organism in Eukaryota, Fungi, Ascomycota, Sordariomycetes, Glomerellales, Glomerellaceae.